CCCAAACUGUGUAAUUCAAUUCAUCCCCAAUUUCAAUUCCACAAAAAAAAAAAACCCUAAUCCCUAAAUUAAUCACGGCGUUUCUCAUCAAUCUUCUUCCCAGUUCCAUCGAUUGGGGGUUAAAAACCCAGGAAGAAGAGUUGUCGACAUCACGGCUUUAUUAAGAGUCAAUCGAUCCCCGACACAUGUCCGUACAAUACGACGGCGUAACGACGGUGUAACUGAGAGCAAUCCUUCGCCGCACGGUGGACGUGGAGCAUUGCCUUCUGAAGGCGGUAGCCCCUCCGAUCUCCUCUUCCUCGCCGGCGGUGGUCGCUUUUUUUCUUUUGUUCUUAGUUCCUAGCUCUGUAAAUAUAUUCGCCUAGUAUUUAUUCGAUCGAGAAAAAAAAAGUUAGUUUUUUUAUUUUUAUAAUAAUUGUAAAGAGAAGAGAUAUCCGAAGAUGAUGCUGAAGAUUAAGAGGGUUCCUACUGUUGUUUCCAACUACCAGAAGGAUGAGGCGGAGGAAGGUGUCCGCCCUGUAACCGGCUGCGGCCGCAAUUGCUUCAGAAGCUGCUGCCUUCCUGGGGCCAAACUGCCUUUGUAUGCUUUUAAGAAGGCGAAGGAUGGUGUUUGUGAAAAGGUCUCUGAGAACACAGAGCCCCCAGUGGAUUUCCUGGAUUCCCUUCUUGUUGCUGGGUGGGAGGAUCGCAUGCAGCGAGGACUUUUCCGCUAUGAUGUCACUGCUUGUGAUACCAAGGUGAUUGCUGGGAACUAUGGAUUCAUUGCACAGCUGAAUGAGGGCAGGCAUCUCAAGAAGAGGCCGACGGAGUUUCGUGUGGACAAAGUCCUGCAGCCAUUUGACGAGACCAAGUUCAACUUCACUAAAGUCGGACAAGAGGAAGUCCUCUUCCAAUUUGAGGCUAGUGACGAUAAUGAAGUCCACUACUUCCCAAACGCCCCCAUUGAUAGUGAUAACUCGCCCAGCGUUGUCGCCAUUAAUGUUAGUCCGAUUGAAUAUGGGCAUGUGUUACUCAUCCCUCGAAUUCUCGAACAAUUGCCCCAGAGGAUUGACGGCGAGAGCUUCUUGCUCGCGCUCCACAUGGCUGUAGAAACAGCGAACCCCUACUUCCGUUUGGGUUACAAUAGCUUGGGAGCAUUUGCAACUAUCAACCACCUUCACUUCCAGGCUUACUACUUAGCCACACCCUUCCCUAUCGAAAGGGCCCCUUCGAAGAGGAUAACCACUACAAGCGGUGGAGUAAAAAUCUCCGACAUCCUUAACUAUCCUGUCAGAGGCCUUGUUUUCGAGGGCGGAAACACGCUCGAGGACUUGUCAAACAUUGUCUCGAACUCGUGCAUUUGCCUCCAAGAGAACAACAUCCCCUACAACGUGCUCAUUGCUGAUUGUGGAAAACGAGUUUUCCUCUUCCCACAGUGCUAUGCGGAGAAACAGGCACUCGGGGAAGUGAGUUCCGAGCUUUUAGACACUCAAGUUAAUCCAGCGGUUUGGGAGAUUAGCGGGCAUAUGGUAUUGAAAAGAAAGGAGGACUACGAAGAGGCGUCCGAGGAAAACGCUUGGAGGCUAUUGGCUGAGGUUUCACUGUCUGAGGAGAGGCUCGAGGAAGUGAAGGAGCUUAUAUUUGAAGCCAUUUGCUGCAAUGUCGAGGAGGGGGUUCUGCCCCCCAUCACUGUGGAGGAAUCGGACGAUGCAGCUGAAUCUCAUGACGACGCGGAUGCGCUUAAAAUGCUUGCAUCCUGCUACGGUGCAUGUGUUGUAGAAUAAUAAAAUAGCUCUCAGGUGGUGUUUCCUCUGUGCAGCUAAAUAAUGCAAAACUGCGUUUUGCGCUGUUUGUUAGAUUAUGUGUCUUAAGCUUUCUGUUUUUUUUUUUUUUUUAAUAUUUUGGUUUGGUUGAUUAACCCAAGUGGCUUGUGCUUUUGUGGGUUAAGUGUAGAACACCAUGUGUUAAUUAUGUUGCUUUACUUGUGAAUUGAAUUGUUUUUAAUUUGAAUGGUUUUAUAUAUA
Erythranthe guttata (spotted monkey flower) is the source of this 2003-nucleotide messenger RNA. RefSeq names its product GDP-L-galactose phosphorylase VITAMIN C DEFECTIVE 5 (VTC5) (gene VTC5). Gene Ontology annotation, cellular component: cytoplasm. Gene Ontology annotation, biological process: glucose metabolic process. Lineage: Eukaryota; Viridiplantae; Streptophyta; Magnoliopsida; Lamiales; Phrymaceae. The record is from RefSeq and is a predicted model, not a curated record. Gene Ontology annotation, molecular function: GDP-D-glucose phosphorylase activity.